Molecule: messenger RNA, 1713 nt
Organism: Scleropages formosus (Asian bonytongue)
Lineage: Eukaryota; Metazoa; Chordata; Actinopteri; Osteoglossiformes; Osteoglossidae
Gene: plin2
Product: perilipin 2
Exons: 8
Coding region: 106-1395 (429 amino acids)
Biological process (GO): lipid storage; positive regulation of triglyceride storage
Cellular component (GO): lipid droplet; cytosol
Source: RefSeq, a predicted model, not a curated record
CCCCGGAGAGAAUCAGCAAUUGAGUGGGCGCGAGCUUUGGGUUUACCGUUUGUGGUUCGUCGCUACUGGCUUAAUUUUUUUCCCCGUCAGGUUGCACAAAAAGACAUGGCGUCAGUGGAAGUUACUCCUUGUCAGAAUGCGGUCACCCGAGUGGUGAGCCUUCCUCUGGUGAGCUCCACCUAUGACCUGGUGUCCAAUGUCUACAGCAGCACCAAGGACAGCCACCCCUACAUCAAGUCUGUGUGUGAGGUGGCUGAGAUUGGAGUGAAAACCAUCACAUCAGUGGCCCUCACUGGUGCUAUGCCCCUCAUUGGCAAACUGGAGCCCCAGAUUGCGAUGGCAAAUGACCUCGCCUGCAAAGGCCUGGACAAGAUAGAGAAGAAACUGCCAAUUCUGCACCAGCCAUCUGAGCAGAUCGUUGCUACGGCUAAGAAUGUAGUGAUGGGAGCCAAGGACGCAAUGGCUGUCACUGUGAGUGGUGCCCGGGACACAGUGUCUCUCACUCUAACGGAUGUGGUGGACAAGACCAAAGGGGCAGUGCAGGACAGUGUGGAAAUGACCAAGGCUGUGGUCAGUGGCAGUGUUAAUACAGUCAUGGGCAGCCGUGUGGCUCAGCUGGUCGACACUGGUGUGGACACAGUGCUGAGUACAUCUGAGAACCUGGUGGAUCAGUACCUUCCACUGACAGAGGAGGAGCUAGAGAAGGAGGCCAAAAUGGUGAAAGGGUUUGAGGCAGGAGGCCAGAAGCCCAGUUACUACGUGCGGCUGGGGUCUCUCUCGGAGAAGUUGCGCAAGAGGGCAUACCAGCAGGCCAUUGACAAGGUGCGCGACGCUAAGCAGAGAAGUCAGGAGUCAAUCUCACAACUGCACCAUACUGUGGAUCUGAUCGAAUAUGCAAGGAAAAACAUGGAUGGGGCCAACCAGAAGUUGCAGGAGAAGUUUCACUCCUGGGUUGAGUGGACAAGUGGACACACCACUGGGGAGCAGAAUGAAACUGAGCACAUUGAAUCACGCACACUGGCCAUCACCCACAGCCUGACUCACCAGCUGCAGACUACAUGCCUGACCCUAGUCUCCAACCUCCAGGGCCUCCCUCAGAGCAUCCAGAGUCAGGCACUCUCUGUAGCUCGUUCUGCCUCCGAGGUUUAUGACAACUUCAGCAAAGCUUCCACAUUCAGGGAUGUCUCUGAUGGCAUGCUGACCAGAAGCAAAGUGCAGCUGACCAAAAUGAAGGAUUCCUUGGAUGGCAUCAUGGACUACCUGGUUAACAACACACCCCUCAACUGGCUGGUAGGUCCUUUCUACCCCCGGAUGGAGCCUGUGCCCUCCAGCUUCUCUUCCAUUGGGAAGGAAGAGAAGACCCCUGCAGAUGUGCAAAUGAAGCUGUUGGACUGAAGCUACUAGUCUUUAUGCUUAGCUCUGACUCCUGCAAUUGCUUAAAGUUACUGCAAUUAAACAUUCCUGUUACAUCAUGAUCACUACAUUUAAAGUAACACCUAGAGGCUACUAAACUUUGACAGUAUUGGCUUUCAUGUAUUGCUGGCUUGUGAUGUCUUGGGUGACAUGUCAGUGAGUGCACCACCCAGACACUGAGACAGCCACACUAAAAGGAUGUGGGUUCAGUCUGGACUUCACAGGUUCUCCAUGUCUGUGGGUUUCUUCUUAACACCUGUAGUUCAGGUUCAUCCAUAGUUUGAAUGUUCCACUGAUGUA